GGAAGGUUUUAGCGCCGCCGGCCGCCCCACGCCCCCACCCUGCUGUAGAGGUGGGUCCGCGUCCGCCCCUGCCCGCGUGUACCCGCCGAACGCCAUGAAUCGGAGCGGGAAGAGGAGAAAGAGGAAGAAGCGCGGCGAUGAAAGGGCCGCUGCCGGUGCGCCCUCGCUCUCCUCCGCCUCCUUCGACCGCCACGUGUUCCCCAUCCUCUUCGCCGCCGCCCGAGCCACCCGCCAAACCAGCAGCUCCUCCUCCCCGCCCGCUGCGCUCGCGGCCCGCCUCCUGCGCCGUGUGCUCUCCCGCUCGCCGCAGACGCUCUCCCCUCUCCCGGGCUCCUUCGUCGCGCUCCUCCCCCUCCUCCUCUCCUCCAGCUGCUCUUCUGUCGCCGCGCUGAGCUGCGAGGUGCUCGGCGCGGCAGCGUUGCGGUGCAUGGAGACCGGCGAGAUGCUGGCUUCCGACAGCGGCAUCGCCAGCGGCCUGGCGAGGGCGCUAGGAAGUAGAAGCCAGCGAGUGAUUGAGGCUGCCUGUAAUUCUAUAUUGGAUCUCUCGGCGUCUUCAGUCGGCAGGGAGCGACUUGCAGGCUCACCUGUUCUGCCCAGGACAUUGCAUCUAUUUUGUCAGGUGGAAUCUGUUUAUGGAUUUGCCCAAAGCGGAAGCACUGAGUCUACAGAAAGUCCUACAGAAGCAAAUAAAAUCCUGUGCUUGAUCAUUGACACAAUGGUGCUCUUGGUGAACUCUUGUAAGAUUGACAAUUUGCAGAGUCUACAGCAGGAGCUAGUAAGGAACGUUCUGUCGUUGUUGUACAAAAUCUGGAAGAAAACUCAACUCUUGAGAUCGUCAACUGAUUGCAACAUGUGGAAGAAUAAACUUCAAAGUAAAGAAUAUGAGAUAUCUGAGGCUAUUUUCAGGCUUUCGAUUGGUCUUGCUUCUCCAGCCUGCCCAGAGCCUGAUGUGGUCAGGAAAAGUAUUUUUGGCCAAGCAGUGUCCGACUUUGAAACUUUUGUCCUGGCCUACUGGGAGAAGUUGCCUAAUUUGUACAGGAGGAAACAAAGCACUCAAAUGGAUAGUUCUGUGUUCGCUGCACUGCACAGUGCUUUUAAUCUUGGAACAGCACCUGAUUCUAUCAUUGAAUCAUUAAUAAAGGGUCUUGUUUCUUGCCCUGCUAUUGCUUCUGAUGAACUUGACAUAAAUUCAUUUCUCCAUGAGGUUCAUGAUUCCUUGGGUGAUUCUGUAAAGUACAGGCAAGACAUUAGAGUCAUCAGAACACAAGAUCCAAAUGACCAAACUUCAAGGGGAUGUAUGACCGAGGAGCAUUUUUUCGAUGAUGGAGCAGUCUUCAUGGAUGAAGAUGCAUUCAUCGGAAGAUGUAAACAUGCCUUUAAGAAUGGUUAUUCGAUUGCCUUGCGUGGCAUGGAGUUCCGGUCUGAGAAGGUUGCUGCUAUAGCUUCUGCCCUGGCUGAUCUAUUUGGGCAGCCUUCUGUAGGAGCCAACAUAUACUUCUCACCUGCAAGAUCUCAAGGCCUGGCCCGACACUAUGACGAUCACUGUGUACUUGUUUGGCAGCUACUUGGUAGCAAGAAAUGGAUGAUUUGGCCUAAUCCGAAGCCACUUUUGCCCAGACUAUAUGAUCCGUUUGACCCUUUAGAUGGUACUUUAGACAAGAACAUUGGGAGAGUGGAGGUUUUACUUGAAGGGGACAUGAUGUACGUCCCCAGAGGCUAUGUUCAUGAGGCUCGCACUGAUGUUGGUGGAUCAGAGGUGAAUGCAUACGCUGAUUACUCACUCCAUCUGACCCUUGCUAUUGAGGUCGAGCCACCCUUUGAGUGGGAAGGUUUUGCACAUAUCGCCCUUCAUUGUUGGACAGAGAAGCAGCAGCUUAGAGAUUCUCAAUUUGUCGAGUUCAAGGGGAAAGUGGAAACUUCCUUAUUUGCUAUUGUACUGCAUGUGGCCAUCAGGUUGCACUCCGACAGUGAUCCUGUUUUCAGGAAGGCAUGCAUGGUUGCGGCAAAGCUUCCAUCAUCCAGUACCUGCACAACGACUCACUUGAAGGCUCUUCAAAGCAGCCAGAGGUCAACUUUCGAUGAGAUACUGAGGAAGAUCGAUCAGAACUGCAGCAUCAAGGAAGCGUUGAAGCGCAUCACGUUGGCCGUGAAAGAGGGAGAAGAUGAAGCCUUCCAGUGGAUGAGCUGGCUCAGGCACCUGCCUCAGCAAGGAGUUGACAGAAUCGAUUUCUGCAAUAUUUUUGGAGCCCUGGAAGAGCUGCUUGAGGCUUUCAACUCUAACCCUGACCAUGCCAUGGCUGACUUCACAGCCUUCAAGUCAGGGUUUUGCCAGCGCGUCGUGUAUGAGGACGUGUGCGAGAGCUUUGAGACUUUGCUUGAGAUGUACAGGACGACUAGGACUCGGUACAUGAGGGGAAUGCUGGCGUUGCACGGGGCAGGUGCACAUGUGAGCUGAGCCGUGGAGAAUUCCUCUUGAGAGACGGAUUUUUUUUUAAGACAGACAAGUUUUUCUUUUUGUGGUGGUUGGCUUGGGCAGUGGGGCUAGUCUUUUAUUCCUAGCGAGGAGAAGCUGAUCCGAGCGCUGGACACUUGUACGGUUUGUGCCACACUGUAUCAUUUGAUGGCGCUUAGCUGCUGGUCAGAUUUAAAGCCAUUGGCAUCGAUUCUUCGUCAAUCGAUUUUCAAUUCAGCAACACUGUCUUGCUUGCCUCUGUCCAGCUCUGGACGUUUCUUCCGUCUUGCAUGAGCACUGCCAGUAAAGAAGUCACUGUUCUGUGCUAUUACCAUGUUGUUUGUCAGUAAAAAAGAAUUGCCAUUGGUAGUG
Sorghum bicolor (sorghum) is the source of this 2824-nucleotide messenger RNA. RefSeq lists its product as uncharacterized. Gene Ontology annotation, molecular function: histone H3K36 demethylase activity; histone H3K4 demethylase activity. The record is from RefSeq and is a predicted model, not a curated record. NCBI's taxonomy places the organism in Eukaryota, Viridiplantae, Streptophyta, Magnoliopsida, Poales, Poaceae. Gene Ontology annotation, cellular component: nucleolus. Bases 95 to 2455 code for a protein of 786 amino acids. The transcript is spliced from 4 exons.